AUGAUUUUCCGUAUUCUUCUUGUCCUUGCUCUUGUAGCUGGAACAGGUGCUGUCACCAAAGCAGUUUGCGAAGCCUUCUGUUCAUCUGUCAAUGGUGGAGCAUCGUAUGAUUAUUGUUCACCAUGGAUCAGUUUCUCUCAACAAGCCAACAAAACUUGCUACAAUCUCUGUGUCAACAAUUGUUAUAAUGUUUAUGAUGGAAGUUGUAUGACUGAUAGUAACUUCAGAUGUUGUUUGAAUACUAAACCAGCUAAAACUCAAGAAUUCAAAGUUUCUGGAUGCAAUAUUCUUUACAACAACUUGAUCGAUGACUACUGGAACUAA
Molecule: messenger RNA, 324 nt
Organism: Caenorhabditis angaria
Lineage: Eukaryota; Metazoa; Nematoda; Chromadorea; Rhabditida; Rhabditidae
Source: the annotation of a GenBank genome assembly